UUACGAACUAUGGGAAAGUCAAUUCAGUUACUCCUCGCGGUUUGCCGUAGACGAGUUUGUUGUCAAACAUGGCGUCUUCGGAUGUUCACGUCCGAAUAUGCGAGCAAGAAAUCAUCAAAUAUGACUUGGAAAUAAAAGCUCUCGUGCAGGAUGUCAAUGAGUGUAUAGGACCACACGUCAAGCUGACAGAGUUGAAUGCCAAAGUGAAAGCAAAAUUCAACAACCUUAGGCUACGGAUUCAGGACCUAGAUCAGAUGGGGAGGGAGCAGGACAAAGAGUCAGACAAGUUGGCGCUACUCAGUGAGGUGGACAGACACCGCAAGCAGAUGGUCAGUAACCAGACAGCAUGGAGGAAGGCCAACCUGGCCAGUAAACUGUCACUAGACAACCUGGAGAAGGAAUCUCUUCUCUAUGGAGGAGAUAGUGAAUUUAGACAUAGAAAGGUGACCAAAGAGGGGCUGGCCCAGUCGUCCAGUGACAUCACUGAGAGCCUGAUGAGCAUCAGCCGGAUGAUGUCACAGCAGGUGACGCAGAGCGAGGAAACCAUGACCACGCUGGCAACCUCGUCUCAGGCGGUCCUGGAGACCAACGAUGAGUUUAAGGCCAUGACCGGAACCAUCCAGCUGGGGAGAAAGCUCAUCACUAAGUACAACCGCAGGGAGCUCACUGACAAACUGCUCAUCUUCCUCGCUCUUGCACUGUUCCUCGCCACAGUCUUCUACAUCCUCAAGAAGAGAUUCUUCUUCUUCCUCUAGACCAGACACAACUAACUUAAACUAAGUCACUUUUAGAGCAACUUUGAUUAGAGUAACUAUGAUCAUAUAAGCUCAUUUACGACAAGUGAGUUGUGUGACAUGAGUAUUGGCAGAUGAAUAUACUGUUUAUUUAUCAUUCCCACCUGCCACAGGUGGACACAUGUAAUUCCAUAUUAACAUUUAAAGUCUUGUGCGCACACACAGUAGUAAUGGCUACCGGGAUAAGCCUAUUUUAGACACUAUGCGUCUGUCAUGGAAGGAACUAUCAGACUGCCGUCAGCUGUUUGCAAUACUUAUAGGAAAGUUUGUUGGUUAAUGUAACCACUCGUUAUGAUUAUUAUCAUGUUAAGGUAUUAUUCCAUUGCAGGAAGUUAAAGCUGUUGUCUGAUUAUUUAUAUCCUGCUCUGAAAGAGAAAUAAAUGGACAUUACCAGUAGCCUUAUUUAAUAAUGGAGAUUCCAUUUCUUCCGGACCAUUAUUUAAAGUAUAUGGGUUCAUGUCAAUGUGUAACACAUUCUCUGUAACAAAAUCAGUUUUCAAAGAGAUUAUCACAAUAAAAUGUUAACAUUGUGAACAUUGUGAAAUUGUGUAAAAACAUUUUUCCCCACAGCAUCAGUGUGGACAUGUGGGAUGUACAUAUCACCCACACAAGUUUCAGUGACUCUGGUCUAGCAUCUGGUUGUCAGUAUUUCCUUAUGGAGCUAGCUAACUUGGCUCAGCAGUGGUGAGGCCUAGUCCCAGUAGCUGGCAGCAGGGGGAACAGUACAGUCUGUGCAGCCCAGGCACCAGGGCAGAACCAAUCUGAAAAGCUGUGGCAGUAAUCACAUUGUCAGCGAUAAGGAACCAUGCGUCUCUGCCUUUCUUCAGAUAGGAACCGGAAAAGCAGAUUAUUCUGACCCGGUUCACUCUCCUGGUCCCUGCGCCCUUUCUUUCCACCGGGGGUGGAGGAUGAGAGGAGGUUAUUUUAAGAUUUGCGUGGACCUGUUAUCUGACGUUGCCUUUUCAACACCUUGGAGGGGGAGAAGGGAUGUGGGGAGAGGGGGGCUGGUAGCUGCAUGACCUCUCUACCCUCUACAUGAAGAUGGUCUCAUAUGUCAUUUGGGAAAUAAAAAUCUGUUUUCGUGUUGACGUUUCUAUUCAGUGUACCAAUAAAGGCCUCUGACUUUG
Oncorhynchus nerka (sockeye salmon) is the source of this 1921-nucleotide messenger RNA. RefSeq names its product vesicle transport protein SEC20-like. The transcript is spliced from 6 exons. Gene Ontology annotation, cellular component: endoplasmic reticulum; SNARE complex. The record is from RefSeq and is a predicted model, not a curated record. Gene Ontology annotation, biological process: retrograde vesicle-mediated transport, Golgi to endoplasmic reticulum. The coding region runs from base 69 to 755 and encodes 228 amino acids. NCBI's taxonomy places the organism in Eukaryota, Metazoa, Chordata, Actinopteri, Salmoniformes, Salmonidae. Gene Ontology annotation, molecular function: SNAP receptor activity.